Molecule: messenger RNA, 2175 nt
Organism: Malus domestica (apple)
Lineage: Eukaryota; Viridiplantae; Streptophyta; Magnoliopsida; Rosales; Rosaceae
Source: RefSeq, a predicted model, not a curated record
AUGUUACUGAUCCUUCGGGAAGGCUUUCUUCUUGGGUUGGACGCGACUGCUGUCAAUGGAAAGGAAUUUUGUGCAACAACCGCACGGGUCAUGUUGCAAAGGUGGACCUUCGGAAUACUUAUCCAUCUCCAGUAUGAUUUGAGCGGGAACAGUUUCCAACUCCCUAAGUUCAAUGGUCUGCUUGAAAAUUUGAGGUAUCUCAACCUCUCCUCUGCAUUAUCAUCUGAGGGAGCUGAGAUUCCAGAGUUUAUUGGAAACUUGUCGUCUUUGGAAACACUCGAUCUUUCCAAUAAUUAUUUCGAAGAGAAUCCAAUUCCUAAGUCUUUUGGCCAGCUUAAGAGUUUGAAUUAUCUUAAUAUCUCCAACUCAGGUUUUGGGGGAGAAAUUCCCCCUAACCUUGGAAACCUGUCAAACCUGAACCAUCUUGACCUAGGGGGGAAUUUCUUCUUGAAAAUAUCUUCCGAAAGAUUGAAUUGGCUUCCUCGCCUCUCUUCCUUAACAUACCUCAAUCUCGACUUUCUCAAUCUUCGCAGCGCGGGAGCAAGUUGGCUAUCUGUAGUUAACAUUCUUCCUUCGCUGUUAGAGUUGCAUUUGUUUGAAUGUGCAAUUGAAAGAAUUCCACUCUCAAUCCAAAAGGUAAAUAUGACUUCACUUUUGGUACUUGAUAUGUCAAUGAAUUCUAUCAUUUCUCCACUACCUAGCUGGUUUUCUAAUCUUACUAGUCUUCGAAAUCUCUAUCUGAGUGGAGAUUAUUUCAAUGGAAACUAUUUCACUGGUCCGAUUCCUCGAGAGUUUGCAAGCCUCGAAUAUCUGCAAGGCCUUGAUUUUUCUGGUAAUAGACUCGAAGACAGUGUAUUGGAAUCACUGGAUUUGUCCUCUAAUGAGCUGGAAGACGAGUUGCCUGACUCCCUUGGGAUGCUACACAACUUGCAAUAUGUCAACCUUGAGUUCAACAAUUUUUCGGGUAAAAUCCCGGAAUCUAUUGGAAAGUUGUCAUCCUUGAAAACUCUAAACCUCAGUUACAACAAUAUGAUUGGACCGAUUCCCGAUAGUUUGGGACAAUUGCCUGAGCUAGUUCACCUAGAUUUGUCCAGGAAUUCAUGGGAAGGCAUUUUAACAGAAUCCCAUUUUGCAAAUCUCACAAAAUUACGAUCUAUUGAUGUGUCUACAUAUCGACCUAUGUCGCUCAUUGUCAAUCUGACUUAUGAGUGGAUUCCUCCCUUCAAGCUCUACACAGUUGGCAUUACAAAUUGCAAUGUAGGUCCUAAUUUUCCUGCAUGGCUUCUGUUGCAAACUGAACUUUCUGAUGUCACCCUUCGUAGUACUGGAAUCUCGGGUAUCAUACCAGAAGAGUGGUUCUUGAAGAUAUUGUCGCAGCUCAAAUAUUUGGAUUUAUCGUACAAUCAUAUCAGCGGAAGGCUUCCACUCCAAUUGAAAUGUCCAAAACUAUAUCAUAUAGAUUUGAGCUAUAACAGAUUCGAUGGUCCACUCCCACUUCUGUCCGCCAAUGUUACCAUCUUUAAUCUUGAAAGCAAUUCAUUUUCGGGGCCAGUUCCUUUGAACAUUGACCAAUUGAUGCUGACAUUACAAGGAUUGUAUCUUUCUGAUAAUCAGUUGAAAGGCACAAUUCCACCCUCCAUUUGCAACUUGCAGAGCUUGUCAAUCCUUUCUCUGAGAAAUAAUCAGUUAUUCGGAGAAUUUCCGCAAGAAUGGAGUAUGUGGCCCUUAAUGUUGAUUGUCGAUGUUGGAUACAACAAUCUCUCAGGACAAAUUCCUCAAAGUUUGUCUUCUUUAACCUCCUUAUCUUACUUGAACUUGUCUUACAACAACUUGGGUGGAAGGAUUCCUUCUGGGAACCAACUCCAGACGCUCGAAGAUCCCUCCAUUUACGAGGGCAACCUUUUACUGUGUGGAGUUCCUCUUUCAACUAAGUGCCCAGGAGAUGAUACUUUUACUGCUACAGAUGCGAAAGACAGCAACGAAGAUGGAAAUGAUAAGUUGUGGUUCUAUGUCAGCAUGGCACUGGGUUUCACCGUAGGCUUUUGGGGUGUUUGUGGUACAUUGCUUGUGAAGAAGUCAUGGAGGUAUGCUUAUUUUCGAUUGUUCGAUGACAUCAAAGAUAAGGUAAUGCUAGCAAUUGCAGUCAAAGCAGCUCAUUUUCAAAGGAAACUUUGA